UUCAGAAAAGAAAUACUCAGUGGCCUCCUUGGUUACCAAGGAAACAGUACGCAUUCGGGUAUGCUCGGUUCUUAAGGAGACAUAAACUAAUGGGUAAAUUCUUCAACUGGAUAGGAGGUGAUAUAUACAUACCAGUUUUGUGGCAGGCACCGCUACUAGAAUCAGACGAUAAACUUCCGGUUCUCGUAAUGUCUCACGGUAUUGGCGGGAAUCGCACGACAUAUAGCACGUUCUGCUGCGAGAUAGCGUCUCACGGUUUUAUCGUGGUCGUCCCGGAACACCGGGAUGGAAGCGCGUCUAUGACCUACUUAUUAAAAGACAAUAUGAGGGGGACUGUUGUGGAAUUAUUGAAAGAUCACGAGUGUGGAUUACAUAGGAGACAUACCAUGCAUAAAUCUCACAGUUUCACUGAAGAGUGGCAAUCCUUUGAACACACAGAUCCACUUGGAAUUCAAUGGGAUGACUACGAUUAUAGAAAUAAACAGGUUCAUCAGAGGGCUUCCGAAUGUAUUCGUCUGCUCGACGUUCUUACUGAUAUUAACGACGGACGUAGUGUUCGCAACUUCUUGGGCUUCCAUUUCAGUCUUAAACAAUUCAAGGGUCGCAUGGACAUGUCGAAGGUGGCGUUUGCUGGACAUUCCUUUGGUGGGUCAACAUGUGUAACUACACUAGGACAAGACAAACGUUUCAAAGUGGGUAUAAUGCUGGACGCGUGGAUGCAUCCCCUUAACGAAGAGUUAUGUUCUAAAGUGACACAGCCAGUUCUCAUACUCAAUUACGAGAAGUUCCAGUGGCAGAAAAACGUGAAACAGAUGUCAUGGUUACAAUCUGAUGACGUAGACAGGACAAUGCUCACGUUAAGAGGAGCUUGUCAUCAAGCUAUUAGCGAUUUUCAGUUCAUUGUUGGAAAAGCAUUUGGAAAAUUAAUGGAAGUCCGGAGUGAUCUGUCUCCAAAAGUGGCAAUGGAUGUUAACAAAAGAGCUACCCUUGGUUUUCUAUCAAAACAUCUAGGAUUAGAUGGUCUAGACAGUGGUAAUGACGUGUUGACAGGAAGUCACAAGGACGUUAUCCUGGGAACAACUCUGGAUGUGACGUAAUUUCCAGAAAUCUUUACGUUAGAAUCCUGACUGUGAUAUUUAGAUAUUUAUAAAAUGCCAUGAGUUACCGUUAUGUCUUUCGAUAUAAAUUAUCACAAUGCAUUAUUUUUAUGACUUCUUUUUAUAUUGAUUACGUUACCGUCCGUUUUUGUAAGAAAAGUGCUUGCACGUUAAUUUGUACGUCAUUGAUUACAGGUGCAAUUUUAGUUUAACCACUUCAGAAUUGACUGUUUUUUUCUAUACAUACUUGAUGUUAUAAUAAUAUAGGUUAUAUAAGUAUAAUGGCUGCACAAUUAUGGAGGUUUGAAAACAACAUGUUUACAAUUGGUACUGUUGGAAAGGGUAAGUUACCGUUCAGUGUACACGCUUUCUAAUGUUACGUUUUUUAGUUAAUCUUUGACGGUUUUUAACAUUUUUUUUUAUUGAAGCAGGAGCCAGAAUAUGAUGCCAGAUCUUCGUCGGGCAUUUCAUUUUUGUUAAAUUUGCAAAGUUAUGAUAUAAACUUAUUUUUGUUUCUGUGAUAUAUCGCAUUCUUCUAAAUGUUACACAUCUUUAUUAUAGGUACAGACAGGAAUAUCAAGCUCUCCGAAAACAGUUACCCUCGAGCUAGAUAUUUCGGUCUGUACCGGCAGCCUGUGUAAGAUCUUAUUUUAUUCCAUGUAGGCUUUUAUUUAACAAGUCUUUUAAAUGGUUAAAGAAAAAUCAUGUCAUAAUUUUUUAGAAUAAUCGGUUUGCAAUAUGAAAUAUACAGACUUUUAAAUUAAGUUUAAAGAAAUACAAAUUAUUUUUUAAUUUGUCGUUACUUGAUUAUCAACAAAUAUGUCAAUCUAUUUUUAUUCCUUUCAUAUGAUGCGAUAUUUUUGAGGAAGAAGUUUAAAUCCAAAUUUCAAAUUCCAGUGGCAUUGAGAGAGUUACAUUAUUUUUUAUUAUAUAUAUUAUACGUCUCUUCACCAAGGGUAUUGUCAAUACAAAUGUAUACCUUAUAUGUAUUUUUCAUAGAUCCUGUUACACAAAUUUCUUAUGGUUUUAUGUCAUAGAUAUAAUGCUCAAAUUAAGAUUUGUCAAUAUUGUAAGUUUCAAAAAGCAUUAUUUAUAAAGAUAUUACCGAAUUAAACAUUUCAUGUAAAUAAAGGGAGCUAAUUAGAAAUUCAUUUUCUAUAAUUUUUCAAUAAGAAAUGAAUGCAUAUAUUUUAAUGAUUACAUAUAAUGUGCACAAAUGUUUACAGUACAUAUUUUACAUAUUCUCCGAUGCUUGAAAAUUGUUUUAUAAGCAUAAUUAUAUACAUAUAUAUAUAUAUAAUUUCACUUAAGUGUGGUAUACAACCUCAAUUACAACAUACAGGAUCUUUAAACUUUUGAUGCAAUCUCAUUUUGAUAGUAUUUAAUUUGAUUUGUUUCAUUUUUUGACUUCUGAAGAUGAUUUUUAUUUAUGUAUUUAAAGGCACUUUAUGCUCAGAAAUCCAUAUUUUUUAAAUUUGUUUUUAGAAAUGUCAAUGUUUAAUAAAUAAUGGAUUUAGAGCAUAAUAAACGUUGAACACGCUGAAUGUGCACUAAUCUGUCAUAAAGGUUGCAAAAUGUAAACAAAGUAUUAUUUUUACUUCCAUACAAAAUGCUCAUUGGCGACAGAGCCAAAGAAGUAAAAUAUAGUUCAGCUCUGUGGCGAAUAAGAUAUUUUUAUUUAUAUCAAGGUACCAAAAAUGAAAAAGUUUUGAGAAAUAGAAAUGAUAGCAUUUCUGAGGGCACAAUGGGCCUUUCAAACAUGAGAAAUCAACAUUAUUUUAAUUUUAGUCAGCAAAUUGGCAUUAUAUAUGGUACAAUUCCUUUGGGCAUUUUAACAAUUAAAUAGUGAUGAAUAUACUAUCAAAAUAACUGUCCUAACCUAGUUAAAAUGGAUUAGUCUGCAAUGAGUACAUUUUCAAAACGUUGUUUUUCAAAUAUUGAUAAAAACAAUAAAAAUAUAUAAUUUGAAAGUUCAUGAAAGAAAAAAUGUUGAUCUGGUGAUUUUGUAUAAACAUUUAUAUGAUGAAUAACAAUAUUUGUUAUAGAACACUUUAUUAUCUGCUAUAAAUACGUAAUAAUGGCUCAUAUAUCUGGCACUUACCAGCAACAUCCAUAUAUAAGUAUUUAGUUUCUUUGUGUCUCAUCUCUAUCAACAUAAUCUUUUGUGGCAUCGCAUACCUUCCAUUAUCGACCAAUUCACCUAAUAACAAAAAAAUUUGAAACACCUCUUAACGUUAUUUUAGAAAUGACAUCAAAGACGUUAACAAAUAAAAAAGAAAUCACUUUGAAAUAUUGAAAAUAAUUUUGAAUAGGUAAUAAUAAGUAAAUUGUUAAAGUUUGUAUUUAUUUAUUUACCAUUUAUAAUUAAUUUCUUUAAGAAUUUAAUAUGCCAAUAAGGAAACAAGUAUGUGACUUUAAUGGCUGUUUCCACAUGCUAGCGGCCUUUAAUGGUUAGACUGAAUCAUAUAUGAGAAUAUAUAGAAGCUAGCCAUUCUAAAUAGACAAUAUCACAGGGGCAUUACAAUAAUUGUCAUUAUAUUACACAAAUAGUAAAAUAACUGUUUGUUAUCAUUCCGAAAUGAGUGGAAAAUCUUGGUUCCUGUCAGAUUUAUUCAUGUAAACUUCUUUUUCUUCUUGCUUACAAUGGACUUGAUUGGCGAUUUCUGUUUUUUUGUAUGAACAUUGUCAGAAAAUGUUAUUUUUCCAUUUAAAUUAUUAUUAUAUAUAUUAUUUUUUAAUAUCAAUUAUACAAUACAUACUUUUCCAUGUUACACCUUAAAUGCUAUAUGAUAUUAAUAUAAAACUUAAGUGUUUGAAUGAUAAUAUUUUAUUACAUGCUUUUCGGUGGUUUAUAGAAAUAUAUCAGUGAUAUAAAACUGGUAAUUUCACUGUUUGAAACAGUGAAAUUACCACUUUGAUAAUUUCACUGUUUUGAAUUUAAGCCCCUUACCUUGUUUCAGUGAAAUACAAGCGUGCACAGUACUGGGUACCAACUUAAUGACGUGACGUCGUAAAUGACGUCACGUUGUAUUAUUAUUUGGCGCGUUUUUCAUUCAGUAUUAGGUUUAAUGUCUUUUUAAAACGUUUCUUUGCAUAUAAUAAAAAGAAAAUUUGUUUAGUUUAGUGUAAGAUCGAAAUAUAUUUCACCUUGUGAACACCAAAAGUUCAUAUUUCACUCGUGGCUGCGCCACUCGUGAAAUAUACCUUUUGGUGCUCACUCGGUGAAAUAUAUUCCGAUCUUACACUGAACUAAACAAAUAUCCUCUAUGUAAUUG
Messenger RNA from Ruditapes philippinarum (Manila clam), 4372 nucleotides. Its product is annotated as platelet-activating factor acetylhydrolase-like. Lineage: Eukaryota; Metazoa; Mollusca; Bivalvia; Venerida; Veneridae. Gene Ontology annotation, molecular function: 1-alkyl-2-acetylglycerophosphocholine esterase activity. The transcript is spliced from 7 exons. The record is from RefSeq and is a predicted model, not a curated record. The coding region runs from base 90 to 1097 and encodes 335 amino acids.